This is a messenger RNA of Anoplopoma fimbria (sablefish), 2036 nucleotides long. RefSeq names its product calcium/calmodulin-dependent protein kinase type II subunit alpha-like. Gene Ontology annotation, molecular function: calcium/calmodulin-dependent protein kinase activity; calmodulin binding; ATP binding. Gene Ontology annotation, cellular component: cytoplasm; neuron projection. Lineage: Eukaryota; Metazoa; Chordata; Actinopteri; Perciformes; Anoplopomatidae. Gene Ontology annotation, biological process: protein phosphorylation. The record is from RefSeq and is a predicted model, not a curated record.
GGUCAUCAGGGACCAGACCUCCACCCGGUAGACCUGAUCCAGAUCAAGGUAGACCUGGUUGUUUGUUGGAGGAGGUCCUCGGAGCAGAGACCUGAGAAGAAGAGAAGAAGAAGAAGAUCCUGAGAGCGUCUCAGUGUUCAGCUGUGAGUGAAGCGUAGAAACAACAGCAUGGAUCCAUUCUGAAUUAACUCAAAGAGAGAGCAGAUGAAAGAUGAUCCAGCAAACAGUCACAGCUCACUGUUACCACCUCUCCUCCUGCGACCGCAGCUAACGGCUCCAAAAGUCUCCUCGUCUUCUUCACUGACAGUCUCUUCAGUCCUCCAGAGACACCUAACAACUAAAUAAACAACAAACAUGGCUGCUGUUAAGAUAGAAGAUGGAAGACAGACAGGUAGACAGACAGACAGACAGGCAGCUCUAACUCUUGGCCUUCUUCAUCAUCAUCAUCAUCAUCAUCCUCAGAGGACGAAGGACAGGGAGCACCCUGACCCUCGCCUCGCCGGGUCGCCAUGGCAACGGUCAUCUGUACUCGAUUCACCGAAGAGUUUCAGCUGUAUGAAGAGCUGGGCAAGGGAGCGUUUUCGGUGGUGCGCCGCUGUGUGAAGGUUCUGUCGGGACAGGAGUACGCCGCCAAGAUCAUCAACACCAAAAAACUCUCUGCCAGAGAUCAUCAGAAGUUGGACCGGGAAGCUCGAAUCUGUCGUUUACUGAAGCACCCAAACAUCGUGCGGCUACAUGACAGUAUUUCGGAGGAGCUUCAUCAUUACCUCAUCUUUGACCUGGUGACGGGUGGAGAGCUGUUUGAAGACAUCGUAGCCAGAGAAUAUUACAGUGAAGCUGACGCCAGUCACUGUAUCCAGCAGAUUUUGGAGGCGGUGCUUCAUUGUCACCAGAUGGGCGUGGUCCACCGAGACCUGAAGCCAGAGAACCUGCUGCUGGCCUCCAAGUCUAAAGGAGCGGCGGUGAAACUGGCUGACUUCGGCCUCGCCAUCGAGGUGGAAGGAGACCAGCAGGCCUGGUUUGGCUUUGCGGGGACCCCGGGUUACCUGUCCCCGGAGGUUUUGAGGAAGGAUCCUUAUGGCAAAGCCGUUGACCUCUGGGCCUGUGGUGUGAUCCUCUACAUCCUAUUGGUCGGUUAUCCUCCGUUCUGGGAUGAAGAUCAACAUCGUCUCUACCAGCAGAUCAAAGCUGGAGCUUAUGAUUUCCCCUCCCCUGAGUGGGACACGGUGACUCCUGAAGCUAAAGAUCUCAUAAACAAGAUGUUGACCAUCAACCCGUCAAAGAGGAUCACAGCAGCUGAAGCUCUCAAACACCCCUGGAUCUCUCAUCGCUCCACGGUGGCGUCCUGUAUGCACCGACAGGAGACGGUGGAGUGUCUGAAGAAGUUCAACGCCAGGAGGAAGCUCAAGGGAGCCAUCCUGACCACCAUGUUGGCCACCAGGAAUUUCUCCGGAGGAAAGAGCGGCAACAAGAAGGCCGACGGCGUCAAGGAAUCAUCUGAGAGUACAAACACCACCAUCGAGGAUGAAGACACCAGAGUGAGGAAACAGGACAUCAUUAAAGUGACAGAGCAGCUCAUCGAGGCGAUCAGCAACGGAGACUUUGAGAGCUACACUAAAAUGUGCGACCCGGCUGUCACGGCGUUCGAGCCUGAGGCGUUGGGGAAUCUUGUCGAAGGCCUUGACUUCCACCGCUUUUAUUUUGAAAACUUGUGGUCUAAGAACAGUAAGCCGGUCCACACCACCAUCCUGAACCCUCACAUCCACCUGGUGGGAGACGAGGUCGCCUGCAUCGCCUACAUCAGAGUGACUCAGUACAUCGACUCCAACGGGACGCCUCGCACCGCCCAAUCAGAGGAGACCAGGGUGUGGCACCGCCGCGACGGGAAGUGGCAGAUCCCGCUCCAUUUCCACCGCUCAGGAUCCCCAGUCCAACAGGUCAGCCAGUUUAAGUCAGACCAGUUUAACAGGUCAGAGACCAGUUUAACAGUUAACUUCCAGAGUGGGCGGGUCUUCUUCUGUCGCCUUGACAACUGA